AUGAAUAAAAAAAUUACGAAGUCUAGUCUCUCUGAAAAGAAAAAGUUGGCAAAACGGCGCAAAUAUGCAGAAAUUAAGGAAGAUCCAGAGUUAUACGAAAGGCAAAGAGAAAAAGAAAAAGAAUGGUAUAGAAGAAAGAAAGCCAAGGGUCAGGUUGUUGGUAUCAAUGAAAAGUCACCGCGAGAUAUAAGACAGCAAAGAAAGAAAUGGAAAGAAGCAUCGAGACGAUACAGACAAAAGAAAAAAGAGGAAAAAUUAAAAGAAACAACAACAGUUUUUAUUGAAUGUCCAGAAACAAAUAACGUUCAAAAAAUGGAAAACAACGAAGAGGACGAUCCUCUACAGUCAUCCGUGGAUGAUUGUAAUAGCACUAGUAAGGCCGGUAAAAAGGAGUUUAUGACCAAAAAUAAAGUAAGACGCCAGAAACGAUAA
Molecule: messenger RNA, 432 nt
Organism: Vanessa tameamea
Lineage: Eukaryota; Metazoa; Arthropoda; Insecta; Lepidoptera; Nymphalidae
Product: myosin-M heavy chain-like
Exons: 2
Coding region: 1-432 (143 amino acids)
Source: RefSeq, a predicted model, not a curated record